Molecule: messenger RNA, 1677 nt
Organism: Alternaria ventricosa
Lineage: Eukaryota; Fungi; Ascomycota; Dothideomycetes; Pleosporales; Pleosporaceae
Exons: 2
Coding region: 1-1677 (558 amino acids)
Source: RefSeq, a predicted model, not a curated record
AUGAGAGAACAGGAACCCCACCCUGCGCGCAACGACAACGCUAAGAUACUGCGAGAGAUUCAAGAGAUUGAAGAUGCUAUGUCAACCAUCGAUCGCAUUGACAAGCCCGUAUACCAGAACCUCUUGACGACGCUGUACCAGCAGCUGUUGGAUGAGAACCUAACCGACCAGCACCAAGGGCCGCCUGACUCGGAUGAGGACAUGUCAGACUCGGAUGAGGAUAUGUCAGACCCGGAUGAGGACCCAACCGACCAGCACCAAGGAACGUCUCACUCUGACCUAGAACCGCCUCGCAUAGAUCCACUACACCAAGAGCUCUCGCCAGACGAAGUAAUCGCAUUGAUAUCCGCCUCAUUCCCUGAUCUCUCCCCAGCAUCGCCAGACAUUGCAGAGCUACUGAGAUCGAUCAAGGAGCACAUGCAAACUGCGCCACCGCUAUAUAUUCCUGAGAUCGUGGAGUCGCCGUCCACAUGGCCAUCUACAAAUGUCGUCGUCGACGCCCUGUGGGCAGAGGUAACACGGGAUGAGUGCAGAGUACCAUUACCGUCGACCCCUACCACGGGGUUAGAUAUGCGCCCGGACUACCUUGUCAAACCCUUUGGAUCACCGGAGGACCCGCUGAUGGUUAUAAGCUCGUACCCGACUUCUGAUCCCACGAGCUCCCUCCACAUGUCCUACAGUACCGUCAAUGAUAUGUCGAACCAGUCAAUCGCUGUGCUUUUGAUUAAGCUCGGUUACAAUGUCGCUAACGUUCGCACUACCGGUGUCUUUAUGGUCGACUUCUUCCCUCGACGCCUUGACCGGAAGCGGUUAACCGGUAACUCCGAAAAACCUCUUGACAGCGUACCUAGCCAGCUUCGCCACUACUGGCAGACUCAUGCGUUUAUCUGUCUCGACAAGUCUACCGCUCGAGUCCUCUUGGUAGUAGGAGGGAUAGCGUUCCGGGACUACUGCCAGUACUUGAAAGAGCGAGGCAGGACAGCAAAGGUUCUAUAUUUGUCAGGCACCGAACGCUACAAAGGAGAACUCCCGGGUGCAAUGCUAGAGUACUACGACACCAGCCCAACCACAGUUCGUCGCAUUGCUAUCAUCACGUUCCACCCCGAGGGGUUCAAACGAGAAAAGAGUCAUACAAAGUCAAGCCGAGACGAAGACAUAGCGAUCCGCGAACAGCUGAUCGACUACGCCCUCACUAUUGUAUACGGGCAGCCUAACGUCCAAGGCUUCCUGUCCACAUCCGCAUACCAUUUUAACCUCCGUUCGGGAACGCUUGUUCGAAAGGACAUCAUCGCCCAAGGAGGGAGCGCUCUGUCAUCAUAUCUCAAACUACCUCUAACGUUCAAGGAUGCGCUGGACGCAUUCCGUAACGCUAUGAAGACGAUCAAGAUGCCAUUGUCCAAAGACGCCAUGGCGAGGAUACGUGUGCUCCUGAUGGAUUGCGACGAGGCACUCACUUGGCUCAACCGCCCAGAACUCCAAGCUAUCUAUGGCCCAUACCUCGCAACAUACAAGGCGUCUGUCAUCCAGACAGAGGACAUGAGAGUAAGGCGGGGUCUGAACCAGGUAGAGAGAGUCGAAGGCAGGCACAAGAGUGAAGAUGAGCGAGAGAGUCUAAGAAAGGCUUUAGAUAACAAGUUCAGACCCCCAGCUAGGCGGCACCAAAGCGUGUUUGAUUAA